Messenger RNA from Danaus plexippus (monarch butterfly), 2414 nucleotides. Its product is annotated as phosphatidylserine lipase ABHD16A. Gene Ontology annotation, cellular component: endomembrane system. Gene Ontology annotation, biological process: monoacylglycerol catabolic process; phosphatidylserine catabolic process. The transcript has 9 exons. The coding region runs from base 342 to 1841 and encodes 499 amino acids. Gene Ontology annotation, molecular function: glycerophospholipase activity; monoacylglycerol lipase activity. The record is from RefSeq and is a predicted model, not a curated record. NCBI's taxonomy places the organism in Eukaryota, Metazoa, Arthropoda, Insecta, Lepidoptera, Nymphalidae.
UUCGACUAGGUUGGUAGCUUUGCUCGAGUUCAGUAUUGAUUAUUCAUUAUUUCAGCAUACAGAAACCACAGACGUAAUAUAGGAAACAGGAACAGGGACUCAGUUAGUGAUUUGAAGUGGAAAAGGUCGGAAGUGUGUAUUAUUAGGGCAAUAAUAAGAAAACCUAUUAAAUUUAAAUCGCAUAAAAGAGCGUACAAAUAAAAUAAAAAUAUCAUUUCAAUAACUUUUGGUAUACUUUAUCUUUAUAAACUCAGUUUUCAUUUUACAUUUUUGAUAUUUUUUUGAUAAUACUAAAAUAAAUACUGUUGUUUCUAUUAACUUGAGAGUAUAAGACGUCGAAAAUGAUGCAAUUAAUCUUAGACUGCGUAUUUUCACCACGUUUGUACAGAAUAUAUGGACAAGAGGACGGCGAUGGUGCCUAUGAACCUAAUAUGAUGGAACAAGUCGCUACUAAACUACUCUCAGCGACUAGAACUAUUGUAAACAUCGGUAUAUAUACAUCGCCAUUGUUGUGUAUGUAUAUUUUUAAAAGAGGCUUUUUCUCCGUUGACGAGCUGAACACGCUCUUCCAUCUCAUCGGAACUGUCGGAUGUUUCUUUUCUUUGACCCUGUUCAUGAGAUCACUAGGGAGAGCUUCCAAUCCCGACUACGUGGAAUUUUUGCAUACUCUCUACCGGCCCGUUGUUGACGAGAAGAGUUACAUUGAAAGCAUCCGAAAAUAUGAUUUCGAUUUCAAUCGUUGGCCAAUUUCUUUUAUCAUGGACCCGAUUGCCAGUGAACCUGCUGUCAAUCCAUUCUCCAAAUGUGCUAAUCCAGAACUACCAUAUUACAAGAGAGUUACCAUACAAAUACUAGCCUACUUCGCCAUUAAAACUUUCGCCAUACGCCUCAUAUACCCUGGUUGUGUUGGGGUGCUCCGGAACAUACUAUGCGAUCCAGGGACGGCGCUAGAAGAGGGUAGACUGAACCUCGUCGAGGUUUAUAAUGGUAAAAGGGCCAGAGUUGUGACAGCUGAUGGAAAUACUAUCGAUACGAUGUUUGUCGACAACCGAUUGACUUCUUUGAAUGGGAGGAUCCUUGUGAUCUGCAGUGAGGGUAACUCUGGCUUUUAUGAAGUUGGCAUAAUGGUAACGCCAGCUAAAGCCGGUUUCUCGUCCUUGGGGUGGAACCAUCCAGGAUUUGGCGACAGUACGGGAUAUCCGUUUCCACGUCAAGAACAAAACGCCAUUGAUGCUGUAGUCCAAUACGCUAUUCACGAACUUGACUUCAACGUUGAGAAUAUUGUCAUGUUUGGUUGGAGCAUUGGAGGCUAUGUAUCCGCCUGGGCCGCUGCUUCAUAUCCUGAUAUGAGGGGUCUUAUCUUGGAUGCUUCAUUUGACGACCUCUUGCCCCUGGCUCUCAAACAAAUGCCCAGGUCAUGGAAUUAUCUUGUGAAGGAAGUUAUUCGUUCUUAUGUUGACCUUAACGUUGGCGAUUUGCUUGUGAGAUAUCGUGGCGCCGUACAGUUGGUUCGACGUACUGAAGAUGAAGUUAUUUGCAUACGCCAAGGCCAGCUUGCUACCAACCGCGGAAAUUACCUGUUCCUGAGACUUGUAGUGAGUCGUCACCCGGAAUUUUUCGAGGAACUAAACGGAGAGAAGCCAGUGAUUGAUCUACUUCAGGCUUGCGUUGCUCUGUCUGAUCAACAACGCAUCGUGCUCUCUAGGACAGAUUUACCUGAGUCAAAGAGGAGGCUCCUUAGGAUGAUUGAGAAGUACAUGCGUGACUACCGAUCAUCGCACUGCAGUGUGUUGCCAGAAUCAGACUUCAAAGCAGUCAUGGAAACCCUUUUAAAUAUGUAAAUGUAUGCAUUAAUGUCACCUGCAAUUUUUGUAAGACAGGACCAUUAUGCAACUAUGAAAAUCUAUUACAAUAUACUUCGUGAAACAAUGUGUUUCUUCUGGUAUUUAAUCGCAUAGUAAAUAGAUAUGUGUAAUAGUUUCAUAAUUGAUCAAAACUAUCUUGGUAUAAUUAUUAAUGGGUGGAUACUAAAUAAAAUUUGAAUUUACUCUUUAAAAACAUAUUGAUGUGUAGUUUGACUAUAUUUAUCACUUAAUCAAUGUGCUAAUUAUUAGAACUGAUUGAUAUUAAGAAUGGUGGUAAGUUACUUGGUGGCUAAAAGAAGGCUUUUGAUCUUAAGAUCAUUAACCACCGUGGCGUAGUAUAAGAACCAACCGAGCUUUCUAUUAGGUUGUAUUGAUGAUAUUAUAUGGAAAAAUUCCAAUUUAUAAUAUACUCGUUUGGUUCUCGGGAUAAAAUUUAUAGUUGUACGACUUAUUGACAUUUAAUGUUUUAAUCUUUACUAUUUGAAAUAUUUUUGUCAUGGUAUUGGAUUCUGAUUGUCUUAUCGAUGUAAAAUAUAAUAUACUCCCAAA